Messenger RNA from Phytomonas sp. Hart1, 902 nucleotides. The record is from the annotation of a GenBank genome assembly. NCBI's taxonomy places the organism in Eukaryota, Euglenozoa, Kinetoplastea, Trypanosomatida, Trypanosomatidae.
GUGUUUAUCCUUUUCCUCACACACCUGUUACAAUCCCCCCUCCCCUAAGAGGAUAAACCCGAAAUAGAAGUCUACAGAUCCAAAGAGAUUACGGAUUGUGUCCGAGUUCAAGAGGUGUCACUCAUGAAGCACGAUACGCCCGUCAUCGGGGUGGACCCCGGCGCCGCGUUGGAACGUGCGUUGCAGGAGGCCUACACAGCCGACGAGUGCAGAGACUGCACCACCGUCUCGCAGGAGAUAGAUGAAUUUGAGUCGCGUCUCGCCAGCGGGCGUGCCGUCCAUAGCCGGGACCGGAGCAAUGUCAAGGUCAGCCUAGGGAAGAGUAAAGGGAAGCCGCCUAUGAGAAUAACCCCGCCGUGCUGUCCCAGCACCAAAUUCCACACUUCACACCGCAAACCCUACGUCUCUGAGGCCGAUAUGCAAAAACAAGCGGAUGCCGAGCAGGAUAUCAAGGAUGUGCGGCUUCUUCGUAAUAUCGAUUCCUCAUCAGAUAACGAGAACGUGUAAAAAAAAUGCUGUUUGAUAUCUAUUAUUUACUCUGUCCUAGCAAGGGGAUGAAUAAUAGAAAUGCUGUAAAAUGUCUUUGAAUCAAUGCUUUCACACAUCCUCAAUGUAUUGAUAUAUUGUUGACCUGAAGUGCGCAUAAAAAAUGGAGAACUUCCAUGUUCCCCUUUUAUUCUACCAGAACGCAACUUUUCUAUACACUUUUAUCUUCCCUCGAAAAUGAUAGACAUAAAUAUGAUAGAAAGUUUUGGUCUUGUGCAUAGUUAAUUAUGUAUCGGUUCAUUUGGGUAAUAUUUUUUUAUUUUUGAUGUAUAUGUCAAAGUUAAGCAAGACAAUAUAGACAUAAUUCCUUUAGGUGUUUAUAUAUUAUGCUUUACAAGGUUCAACCCUCUCUUAAA